UACGGGGAAGUGAAACUUGUGACACGCCGAGAAGUCAAGUUGCCUCGUUCCGCGUAUUCCGCCUAAAAUUCAUGAGAAGUUAGUCAGACUCUGGGUCUAAAGCAACCUAAAGGCUAUGAAGUUACGUCUGUGUGAAAAUAUGUUGUUGGUUCUGAUUCUGAGUCUCGUUCAGAUGAAUUGGGUUUACUCUCAGGAUCACCAAUGGCCGCUUCACAAAAUGUGCGACUCAGACAGACUUACAGUGACCUACAGAAGCUGUGACCCUUUACAGGAUAUAGGUUUCACUUUCCUGCCUUGUCCUACCAGAUUGACCGAUCCUAUAAAAAUCAGAUUGGCCCUUAUUCUGAGGCAGCCCAUCGAUGAGCUUUAUUCAUCAAUUGAGGUGCUGCUAAAUGGCGUUAAUUUCUUCAGUAAGGACGAACCCCUCUGUCUUCCUAAUUUCCCACGUUUCACUUUUUGUGGAAGCAGGAGAGGAGAACUCAUCAACAUACAGUCAUCAUUUAAGUCAAAAGUAGACCUUCCUCUAAAGGGUAAUUUUCAUCUUAACCUACAUGCAAUAAGUCAAGAUGGCUUCCAGAUCGCCUGUGUGAACGCAACUCUUAGCUUCCAGUGAUCCUUUAAGACAAGAGGACCUGUUGUUUAGCUGAGGAUAUCUGUAAAAUGUAACGUUACUGAACUCAGAUGUUAUUUGCAUUUCAGCAAAGGAUAAGCCAUGUUUAGUCAAAGUUAAUUGUGUUGUUCCUCUUUGGGACAUUAUUGAUGUUUUUUUCAAAUGAGAAUUGAAUGAAUGUCA
Messenger RNA from Megalobrama amblycephala (Wuchang bream), 793 nucleotides. RefSeq names its product lymphocyte antigen 86 (gene ly86). Bases 116 to 613 code for a protein of 165 amino acids. The transcript is spliced from 5 exons. The record is from RefSeq and is a predicted model, not a curated record. Gene Ontology annotation, biological process: innate immune response; positive regulation of lipopolysaccharide-mediated signaling pathway. Lineage: Eukaryota; Metazoa; Chordata; Actinopteri; Cypriniformes; Xenocyprididae.